Melanotaenia boesemani (Boeseman's rainbowfish) is the source of this 6325-nucleotide messenger RNA. RefSeq names its product protein NLRC3-like. Gene Ontology annotation, biological process: regulation of apoptotic process. The transcript has 15 exons. The record is from RefSeq and is a predicted model, not a curated record. Lineage: Eukaryota; Metazoa; Chordata; Actinopteri; Atheriniformes; Melanotaeniidae. Bases 1 to 4317 code for a protein of 1438 amino acids. Gene Ontology annotation, molecular function: protein binding.
AUGGAUGAAGAGAUUUCCAAGUUCUCUGAUCGGUUCAUUUUGGGUAUGGGAGGAGGAGACUCGGCUCUCAGGAUGUUUGACGUGAACUUCAAAGAAACGAGGAGCAGAACCAAUAAAACCAAAGAGACAGACGGACUUUCUGGACGUGGUAACAGACCUGCAAACAUAGAAGGACGUGAGAUCAUGGAGCGCAUUAAACAAAGGCUUAAAACCCAUCUUCAGGAGAAGUUUACCUGGAUAUCUACCAGCAGAUCAACAGCUGGGACAUCUUCAAACCAGGAUUUUUUUUUCCAAAAACCACCUGAACAAAACAAGCCCAUCCAAAGAGUGAUGACGACAGGGAUCGCUGGCAUCGGGAAAACCUUCGCCGUCCAAAACUUCGCCCUAAACUGGGCCGAGGGAAAGCUCAACCAGCACAUUGAUUUCAUCUUUGUGCUCCCUUUUAGAGAGUUGAACAUGCUGAAGGAGGGUGAGUACAGUCUGCUGCAGCUCCUCCUCCACUUCUACCCUGAACUGAAGCCUCUGCAGAAUGCACAACGCCUCACCAACAAGCAGGUGCUGUUCAUCUUCGAUGGUCUGGAUGAAAGCAGGUUUCCUCUGGACUUCGAUGGAAGUCCCAGCCUCAGCGACGUUAACCAGAGAUCAACGGUUGCUGUGCUGCUUAUCAACCUCAUCAAAGGGAAUCUGCUGCCCAAGUCUCUGCUCUGGGUAACUUCCCGCCCUGCAGCAGCCAAUCAGAUUCCUUCCUGCUACAUUGACCAGAGGACAGAAGUGCAAGGGUUCACGGAUGUAGAAAAAGAAAACUACUUCAGGAAGAGAUUCAGCUCUGCGGGUCAGCUCAAAGAAGUCCUGUCACAUCUCAGAGGGAUGAUAAGCUUCCAUUUCAUGGGCCAUAUCCCAAUCUUUUGUUGGAUAAUCGCAGAGGUAUUUAGGAAGUCUUGGAAUGACGAGCGGAGUCGAAGGAUCACAACGAUGACAGAGUUGUACAUCUAUUAUUUACUCAUUCAGACACAAAGAACAAAACAGAAAUAUGAGACGGAGAGUGCAAAGAAAAAGUCUACAUCACAGAAUGCUGCCAUGUUCUUUAAUCUGUCUAAGCUGGCAUUUGAGCAGCUGCAGAAAGGAAACAUCAUCUUCUAUGAAGAGGACCUCAGAGAGUGCAGCAUUGAUGUUGAUGAAGCUUCAGCGUUUUGUGGACUUUGCUCAGAGGUCCUAAAGCAGGAGCACGGUCUGUACCAGAAGAUGAUGUUCAGCUUUGUGCAUUUAAGCUUCCAGGAGUUUCUUGCUGCUCUUUACAUGUUCCACUGCUGUGAGACGAAGAACGUCAUCCCUCUGAAGUCCUUCCUGGAUGUUGACCCUGCGGAUCUGAGCAUGUCUCAGUUGCAUAAGAAGAUUGUGGAUAAAGCAUUGCAGAGUGAGAAGGGUCAGCUGGACCUGUUUCUCUGUUUCUUCCUUGGACUCUUACAGGAGUCAAAUAACACGAUGCUGCAAGGUUUGCUUCCCCCGACUGGAAGCAGCUCAGAUACAGCUGAGGAGAUGAAGAUGUACCUGAGAGGCUUUCAUGCAGGCAACAUCCCCAAAGAGAGGUGCAUGAAUCUUUUCCUCUGCAAAUUUGAGCUAAAAGAAAAGAGAUUUCAGGAUGACAUAAGGAAGUUCCUAAAUUCAGGAGCAAGGCUGUCACCCAUUGACUGCUCCGUGCUGUCCACCAUGCUGCAGAUAUCUGGAGAAGUGAUGGAACAACUCGAUCUAACUAAAUGCUAUACUCCACUUUUUGGGGGUGAAAGACUUAUCCUGCAAAUUAGGAACUGCAAGAAGGCUGAACUCAAGAGUGACCAUGACAGUUACCUUGAUAUACUGCUGUCUGCUCUUCAGUCAGAAGACUCGUACCUUCGAGAGCUGAGCCUGGUGUCUGUUCCAAGUGUUGGUUAUCGACUUCCUCAUGAUCUCUUUGACGUGCUGCAAUUUCCAAACUGUAAACUGGAGACUCUGAGACUGUGUGGGUUCACUCUAGAUUUUGUUCAAUGCCACAAACUGUCCUCCAUUCUUGAGUCAAAACAUUCACACCUGACAGCGCUGGACUUAACUCAUUGCAUAUACGCAUAUCAGAAGGACUACAGCGGAUAUUUUUCAAAAGAAGUGGAGAAGAAUGAAAAGUACGAUGAUUUCAUUGAUGAGCUGAGCCCUCUGACUGUGAUUUCCUCUGGACUGAUCGGUCCCAUCUGUAAACUGAAGGAGUUCAGCAUGACCAGUUGUUUCCUGAGAAGUAAAUGCUGUCAGGUGUUCGCCUCAGCUCUCAGCUCAAACUCCCAGCUCAAAAAACUCGACCUGAGUUUCAAUGAGCUGCAGGAUUCAGGGGUGCAGCUGCUGUCUGUUGGACUAGGAAGCUCAAAAUGUCAGCUGGAAACACUUAGGUUGUCUUGCUGUGGGAUCACAGAAGAAGGCUGUGCUUCUCUGGCCUCAGCUCUGAAGUCCAACCCCUUCUAUCUGAGAAAGCUGGAUCUGAGCUACAACCAUCCAGGAGAGUCUGGAGUGAAGCUGCUCUCUGAGAGACUUGAGGAUCCAAAAUGUAGACUGGAAAUACUCAAUGUGGACCAUAAUGAAGAACACUUUGUCAACCCGCAGCUUCUGAACAAAUAUGCCUGUGAUCUGACGUUUGACCUGGACUCUAUGAACGAACACCUCCUCCUGUCUGAGUGUGGCAGGACAGUGAGCUACACGAAAGAAAAGCAGCCGUAUCCUGCUCAUCCAGAGAGGUUUGAUUGUUCCAGCUUGGUGCUCUGCAGAGAAGGUCUGACUGGACGCUGCUACUGGGAGGUGGAGUGGACUUGUUAUGUGAACAUUGCUGUGACUUAUAAAAGCUUGAAGAGGAAGGAAUGGGACACACAGAUCGAACGGAGCGAUGACACCUGGUGCUUCAGUAUCAAUGCAUCAGACGGUUAUUCCUUCCAGCACAGUUUUCAGCGAGUCUUUGUACCGAUCCCACACGUUGACGUCAAAGCCUUCCUGUCCAGACCCAAGACACUAGGGCUGUUUCUGGACUGGCCAGCUGGGAUUCUCUCUUUCUAUUGGUUGUCUGGAAACAAAAAAACCCUCAUUUACACCUUCCACUCCACUUUCACUGAGCCUCUCUUCCCAGCAUUCUUUGUUUCCGGGGGAUCUUUGACUUUGACCCCUGUAGCGAAGCUGAAAAUGGAUGUUACUUAUUCGAGCUUCACACCAGAGGUCUGCCAAGAAAGAACCGGGAUUUCAUACAGCUUCAGGUUCCCCGGUUGUGGGUUGUUCCGGUGUUCUCUGACUGGUCUGGUGUUCAACGCGACCCAUGAGGGGGAGGUGACGUACAGGACUUUGAUCUGGGACGACAAGCUCCUGCAGUCUGCUCACAAGAUGCCCGGAGGACCGCUGUUCAGCAUCGAGUGUCCACAGGACUCUGUCAGCCAGCUUCACCUGCCGCACUGUGAACCUGAAGCUGCUCUGGUGGCUGAGAGCCUCUCCGUCGUCCACAUCACUGACGACGGCAUGAACAUCCUCAAGCCGCUGGAGGUCACAGAAACCCACGUGGUCGUGGACAUCCCACACCUCUCUGGCUUUGGCGUUGUGUGGGACGCCGUGAAACGCUUCCUGAACUUCAAGGCGAAGCCUAUCCAGGGCCAAGCCCUGCUGUUCCUGAGACCCAUGCACAGACCCAUCCUCAUCCUAAGUGUGAUCCUGCUGCCAAGCAACGUCCCUCUGACAGAUGUGAAAGCUCAGCACACCAACUCCGAGUUCAUCCAGGCUCCAUCUUUCUGCCUCUUCCACCAAGACCAAACUUACAGCCUCCACAGCGACCCUGAAGGUUUCACCAUCCAGCCUAAAACUGCGAAGUUUUUUGGAAAUUAUGGACCAAAUUAUCAUGCAACGUUUGAGAUCAUCAUGCCGUCGAGCACGGAGGAAGUGACCGUGAUGAUCCAGGAUCCGGAGAAGACGCAUGUGUGGGAGUACGGCCUCCAUCUGCCCGCUCCACCCUCAGCCUCCAACCCGAGCGACAGUCGGCUGCGACUGGAACGAAACAUCUCAUCCGACGAGAAGCUGCGAAUGAUCCGGCCAAGGUUCGUGGACCGGGUGUCCUCUCCUGUUCUGGACAAGUUGCUGGAUGUCCUGCAGCUCUGCAGAGUGAUGACCGACGCUGAGGUGGAGGAGGCUAAAGCCAAACCCAGAGCGGAUAAAGCCCGGGAACUCAUCGACAUGGUGAGGAGGAAAGGAGCCGAGGCCAGCUCCAAACUGAUCGCCGCCUUCGUAGAAAAUGAUCCGUUCCUGUGCAGCGAGUUCGGCUUGAUCUGAAGUUUAGGCCUGUGGAGAUGAUGUGGAAUAAAAAUUGGGAGAGAGUAGAGGUGGAGGAGGUUUAGAGCAAACAAUAAAAACAAGAGUAUUAACUUAAUAAAACACUUUGAUGGCAGGGAAUCACAGCGAUGAUCCACCGAUACAGAAAGGAACCAGUCUUCGUGUAACACCACCUUUCUCCACGUUGUCAGACCAAUCAGAUGCUGUCCAUCAUGAGAAUGAAUUACUGAUCCCGACUGGAAGGAAGCCGAGAAAUUAUUUUUAAAGAGAUAACAAAUGACUGAAUGAACCAAACAGAAGUUUGAUGCUUUUAAAGCCGGCAGUGAAAACCUGCCUGAGCUGAACGCGCCUCAGCUUUGACCUUUCUUUGAAUUUUCUGAUUUUCUGAAGAGUUUACAAUAGUAAAUGUUUUUAUGCUCUCAGAACAUGUUUAAGACUCGCAGGAACCAAAACCAGAAUCUAACAAGUUCAGUGUGACAUUCAUCAAAGUUUAGACGACUGAUUGUCUCUGAGGAAGUUAAAGAACAUCGUUUUCAAAGUGUUGCAGCUUCCAGAAACAUCCCUUUUGAGAGUAUGAGGUCCGGUCCUCGAGUUAGCCAGAGGGCUAUAUUAACACAUACGCUGAGAUCCAGGAAGCGUUUAGUGCAUUUAUUAUAAACAACAGAGCUAUCACAGCUCAGCAAAGAUGGAUGGAUAGAAAAAUGAAAACCAGUGAUUUAAACAGAUAAUGAAAUGAUGAAUGAAUGAACGAGUAGCCGUCAACAAAAAUAUGGCUACUGCCCAACCCUGGCUCUCUCAUCUGUGUCACAGGUGAGUGCGCACCUUUACACACAUACGUGCACACGCCCACUCCCACGUGAACCACCUUCCAGAGCACACACACUCACUCAACCUUACAAUGAACCACAUCUUCAUCUGUGUCUCCUACACAAAGUCUAUUACCCCAAAUUCAGCCUUGGUUUUUAAUUUCAGCCAUUCUGAAAGUGGCUCUGGGAGCUCUGCUGAGAACGGCUCAGAACUUUCUCAUUUCUGGGCCUCAUACAGGCUUUGAGGACACGUGAUCGUUAGAAAACCUUUAAAAGGUUCAUUUGGCAGCACAUGGGACCUUAAAACUAAACAAAAAUCCAGCAGCCUGAUGUAGAAAAUGCACAAAAGUCUGAAAUGUCCACAUUUCUUUUCCAGGUUUCUAAGCUUUGUUCGCUCUUUUAUAGAUCAACUAGAGAUUCUUUUAUUCCAUCAUCUAUCAUUCAUUUUAAUAAAUAUGAAAUAAAUACGGAGACCCAUUCCCACCAAUGCAAUCAAGUUGUGGAACAAUUGUUGUGAUGACUUAAAAAUAAGUUCUACUUUGAAAUCACUUAUAAGAAAGUACAUAAAUGAUAUAAUAAUGAAGUAUCAUGAUAAAUGACAUGCAAAAGAUUUUGUGGGUAAUUUUUAUGUUUUUUUUUUAAUGUUGCUCUUGUUAGAAAUUGAGGUAAUUUUUAUAGCAAAUUGUUAACAUUGUUUUAGUAAUGGGUAGGCAUUUUAUAAGCUACUAGUUUCAGCCUACACCCUUUAGGUCUUUUUUUGUUUGUUUGUUUGUUUUUUCCUUUCUGUAAUGUUUUAUUUACUUUCACUAUGGCAAAAUAAAUAAAUAAAUAAAAAUGUUAUUAAUGUAAUUAUUGCUGUUAUUAUGGAUCUAUAGGUCUUUGUGAUGUUAUAAAAGUGUAUAUGAGGUAGCUGAUGGUGUGUGGGGUUAAAUACACGCCGGCUUCUUCCCUUCAGACAUAAACUUUUUGAGACUUUCCUUUCGGCUGGACUCUGGUGUCGGAGCACAUCAGCAGGUUGGAGAGCGAAGCCUGACUGGACAGAACCACAUGUGGCCGUUCUGAGUCGGAGGUGGUACCACACCCUUCUUCACUAUGUGGAAGAAAUUUGACUUAUUAUGCUCUAUAUAUAAUAUUAUAAUCACAACUAUAAUUACUUCCUUUAAUUUAUUCAUUUAUAAAUUGUAUUUACACUGAUUGUUACU